Mycena citricolor is the source of this 915-nucleotide messenger RNA. NCBI's taxonomy places the organism in Eukaryota, Fungi, Basidiomycota, Agaricomycetes, Agaricales, Mycenaceae. The record is from the annotation of a GenBank genome assembly.
AUGUCGAGCAACGUUGAAUAUCCCUCUCGCAUCCAGCCAACCUCAAUACUCACUCUGCUGCAUUAUAUCUCCCCUACCCCGCAACCUCUGCCGCCACACCUCGUCGCCUCUGAACUAGCGCUUCGGCACUCGUACCUCAACAUCGCCACAGAUGAUCCAUCAUACCUGAUAUGGCCCGGAGCUGAUGACGAAGACGAGCGCGCAAAGACCGCCCUGGAGCAUUUUCAAAGACUGCCGCUAAUAGAUGAUCUAGAAAACUUCGACUUUGAGAUCCGCUACACAGGAGGCCCAUCAGUGUCUGCUCACGUCCAAGUCGGCGGAGAUCUUCGGCUGGUCUUCCAAUGGGAGGGAGCAUGGAAAUACAUGAAUGCUGCCCCAAUGCCAUUCCCAACGGAAUCUCUCAAUGAUGUGCCUCCUCCUCAAUCAGGCGACGAUGUCGACGGCGAUGACGAUGUCCCAGAAGCUCCGGAAUCGUAUUGGGGAGCCUAUGAAGCGACUCUUCCAGACGGUGAUGAUGGAGUCGUGAAAGAGAUGGAGGGAGCGGCGGAUUCCUAUUGGGACAUGUACAACGCCGUGCAUGGAAGCGGCGAUUCCGAAAUACCCUCUCCUGCUCCUGAGAAAACUAGGCGCCCGGAGCAACCGUUUGCAUACACUUAUGCUGAGAUGCACCCGCCCACGGAUCCUAUGGAGUCCCUAGCUGACCGCCUCGAAAUUUUGGCUAAUCGUCAGCCUUCGACGCCGGAUGAAGACACGAUAACUGUAGUUGAUCGCACCGGCCCGGGCGUGUCUGGGAUUGAUGCACUCAGGGACAGCAUCCGAGGGUCAUGGAAGUUGUUUACAGCACGGUCGGACGCGACUUCAAGCGAUCACGACAUCUUUCUCAGAAUCGUUCAAGAGGUUCUAGCUGAAACAUAG